Molecule: messenger RNA, 1269 nt
Organism: Neoarius graeffei (lesser salmon catfish)
Lineage: Eukaryota; Metazoa; Chordata; Actinopteri; Siluriformes; Ariidae
Product: 5-hydroxytryptamine receptor 4
Exons: 7
Coding region: 1-1269 (422 amino acids)
Biological process (GO): regulation of appetite; chemical synaptic transmission; adenylate cyclase-activating adrenergic receptor signaling pathway
Cellular component (GO): plasma membrane
Molecular function (GO): G protein-coupled serotonin receptor activity
Source: RefSeq, a predicted model, not a curated record
AUGGCCACGACGGCCAACCCGACAGAAGAAUCAGUUGAUGAAGUGAUGAGUGAGAACAGUUUUAACCCCCUGGAGAGGAUCAUUCUGACCUUCUUUCUGGCAUCUAUUAUCAUUAUGACUGUCCUUGGUAACCUGCUGGUGAUGGUGGCACUGUCGAGAGACAAGCAGCUGAGGAAGAAGAAGACCAACUACUUCAUUGUCUCCCUGGCGUUUGCAGACCUCCUGGUGGCUCUUUUAGUGAUGCCGUUUGCAGCGAUAGAGCUCAUCACAAGCCAUUGGAGUUACGGAGAGACGUUCUGCCUGGUGCGCACCUCGCUGGAUGUACUGCUCACCACAGCAUCUAUAUUGCACCUGUGCUGCAUUGCCCUGGACAGGUACUAUGCGAUUUGCUGCCAGCCACUGGUCUACAGGAACAAGAUGACGCCUGUGAGAGUGUCUCUGAUGCUGGGGGGGUGUUGGGUAAUUCCCUUGUUUAUCUCCUUCCUCCCCAUCAUGCAGAACUGGAAUGCCAUUGGCAUUGAGGACAUUAUUAAGAAGAGGAAGCUCAGCCACAGCUCAAACAAGCCAUCCUGCAUAUUUAUGGUUAACCGACCAUACGCCCUUGUCUGCUCAGCUGUGGCCUUCUAUGUGCCCCUGGGCCUGAUGAUCCUUGCCUACCAGCGCAUCUAUGUGACGGCUAUGGAGCACGCUCGGCAGAUCCGGAUGCUUCGGCGUGCUGGAUCCACUCCCAUAUCCUCUUACUACAGUCAUGAACACCCUGGUUCCAGCCGCAUGAAAAUUGAGACCAAGGCGGCCAAGACGCUGGCAAUCAUCAUGGGCUGCUUCUGCCUGUGCUGGGCACCAUUUUUCAUCACAAAUGUUCUGGACCCCUUUAUCAAGUAUAGUGUGCCAUGGCAGAUGUGGACCACAUGGCUGUGGCUGGGAUAUAUUAACUCGGGCUUAAACCCAUUCCUCUAUGCCUUUCUGAACCGGGCUUUUCGCAGAGCUUUCCUCAUGAUCCUGUGCUGUGGAGACAUGCGCUAUGCCCGCCAGGGGAGCUUUAGCCCAAGCAGGCCUUGCUCAGCAUCUGUGAACGGAACAUCCAUUGCACUCAGGAGCACUUUUAUCGAGGUACCGUCUCCAGUUCUACCAGAGCCUCUGGCACACAGAUUCAAUGGACAGGCCCCUAAUAAUAGGUUGUCAUUUCUUCCAAACCGAAGCUACAGUGACAACGGCAAACGAAUCCUUUCUAGUGAACAGGAAUCUUUGGAUUCUGCUGGUGUUUUCUAA